AUUUCUAAUCCCAAGACAAUACAUGGAUGCUAAUCGCUUAUAAUGCGCUUCUGUCUCGCCGACAAGGAUUUCCUGCAGUGCAAAUAGAAAAAGUAACAAAUGAGAAAGCAAAUGAAUUGCAAGUGCAUGAAGUGUUUAAGUGGAUGGUGAAUUGUGAAAAAUAGUGUCGCGAUACUACACAAAAGCAACACAUCAACGGCAACGGCAACGACAACGUGAGCAGCAACAGCAACUGCAACAAAGUGUUCAACAAACGCCACAACGGCAAAGGAUAUAAUCUGCAGCUCCCACAUGCAGCCCUUGUCAUUGUCACAGUUGUAGCAAUCGCAGGUACUCUACAUAGCCAACAACUACUGCAGAAGCAGCAACAACAGCAACAACAACAAUUUCGACAUAGGAACAAAAGACUUUUUUUCGUACAACCGAAGCAAUUAACUGAAAAUGUAGCGGAAGGACAUGGCCAGACGGAAACUGCAAAUGCAUCUGAACGCAACGAGCAUAGAAAUAAACUUCAUAACUGCCGUGAUUAGGACGUGUUGUACCCUAACGCUCUAAAUGCAGACGAUAUGGGCACAACAUGGCCUCAGCACAGAUACGACAUUUCUAUAACACCACAACAACAGCAACAAUCACAAAUAAGUCUAUUUCUUCAACAAACACAACAACACGCCAACUUUCGCAACAACACUACGUUGACGACGACAACUGCAGCAAGCUCUCAACUAAACGGAAGCAAUUUGAAAGUGAACCGUUUCUGUGCCGAAAGCCGUCAACGCAAUACCCAGCACAAAGAAAAUUGGAAGCAGCAGCAUGGUCCUACGAGUCGACAUCUGCAACAGUCGAGGCAGGAAAAGAAGCUACGUCAGCAGCGACAGGAACAGCAACAGCAACAGGAACAGCAACGGCAACAACAAGCAGAGGAGCAGAUGAUGUACAAACGAACGGAAGUCAAAAAGGUGCGUCAAACUGGCUAUGGACAAUACAUAACGCUGACACCAACAGCAACAGCGACGACAGCAGCAACAAAAUGUUGCACGUUGGUACUAACGAAGCACGGGCACAGAAGCAAUAUCCUAUCGCAGACGCGCGCUGGCGGUCAAGUUCACAUGGUGCUAAUAAGAUUUGUGAUGGGGAAAGGGAUGCUUAUGGUGAUGAUGAUGAUUAUAAUAAUAGCGAUGACAACAACAGCUCUGGGUGCGCCCCUUUUGCUUCUGAUGUGGCUGCCGCUGCUCUUACAGGGAUUUCUAAGCAGGCUGAUACCUGCAGACAAAACUACAACCACAACCACAACAGCAAAGACACUGCUACAACAGCAAAAACAAAGGCAUACUACGAGCCUGCAAUACAAUCACGUUUAUCUUCCAAAAUCCACGGCCCCGUCACUGUUGCUGCAACAUUAUUGCCAACAGCAACAGCAACAGCAAAAACUGCAACUGCAAUUACAACAAAACAACGAAAAUUCUAUCAACACUGCGCCCCCACUUGGCCAUCGACGACGUCUGCUCCUGAUGUCCCUCUGGCUGCUACUUCCAGGUCCAAAACUGCCAGCCUUUUCAUGGAUAUGCAAAAACUUGCUCGCGCUAUACUUCCGCUUAUUAUCAUCUUCAAUCUGCUGCCUUUAUUCUAUGCAGAGUGCGAUCAAACUUUUGUCUCGCGUAUCGGUGGGCCUCAGAACGGCAGCUUCUCGGCGCCCUUGCUGCACAACCAUCGCAAUCAUUCGCGACAAUGUCUCUACACUUUCCUAGCAGGACCUGGCCAGCGCGUUGAAGUAGUUUUUAAAACAUUUAAUUUAAGAGGAAGUCCACCAGACGGUUCGGCCGUCGGUGAAUUACCAAGUUGUGUUCAUGAGUACAUGGAUAUUUACUCGGAGGUGCAAUCAUCCGAACCAGCGGAACUGAUCAACUCACCAUUUGGUGGUCGCUACUGUGGCACAAUACCGCCUCGCCGCCGAAUCUCCAUGUAUCGCGCAGUCGCCAUUUCGUUUUUUACCAAUAAAAAUGUCUCGAUGCCGGACCUCUUCGAAGGCACAUUUAGGUUUAUAAAUGCAUCGGAAUAUGAAAUUGGUAUACCUAUUGCCGGGUCGCCAUGUUCCUACACGAUAACGCCUAGCAUGAGUAUCAAUAAAACUGGCGCCCUCAUAUCGCCAACCUAUCCAGGUGCCUAUCCGAAGGAUAUGUCAUGCACAUAUCAAUUUCUUGGUGAAUCGAAUCAAAGAGUUAGAUUAGAAUUUCGUGAUUUUGAUCUGUUUUUUGGUGGACCACACUGCCCAUUUGACUAUGUCAAAGUGUACGAUGGUCCAGAUAAUUCGUCAGCAUUAAUCGGUACAUAUUGCGGACAGCAAAGAAACUUAGUUUUGUAUUCGAGCGAGUCGAGCCUUUUUGUUCAUUUUUAUACGUUACCGCGCACCGCAAACACACAAAAUCGUGGCUUUAAAGGAAUUUAUGAAUUUAGCGAGAGUUUUGUUAAAUUAGAUUUUAUACGUGAAAACGAUGGCAUUCACAUACGUGGCUCAGAAUGUGAUCAAAAGAUUUUAUCGAAAAAGGAAUCAACUGGCUAUGUGCUCUCACCCAACUAUCCCUAUCCAUAUAUACCAAAAACUGUGUGUAGAUAUUUCAUCUAUGGCAUGCAGGAUGCUCAGCAUCUGGAGCGUGUACGUCUCGAGUUUAAUGCAUUCAAUAUUCCAAAAGUGGAGCACAAGGACAAGAGCGAAUCUAAUUGCACGGAUGGUUACCUGAAGAUAUAUCUGAAGGGUCAGGAGACUGCCGAUGCCUAUGACAAGUUUGAUUACGAGCUGUGUGGCAAUGAAACGCAGCGUGUUAUAAGCGAAGGUCCACGUCUAGCCAUGGUCUUCAGCUCUGGUGAGCUGCAGGGUCGUGGUUUUAAAGGCAAAUACACCUUCGAAACCGAGUACAAAAUACCUGGCACUGCCGCCCCCGACGGCACCUGCAGCUUCACGUACGUGAGCAGCUCAAAGAAGCGCGGAGAAUUGAACAGUCCUCGCUAUCCCUCCAACUAUCCGUCAGAAACGAAUUGUUCCUAUUUGUUUUUGGCCGAGGCCAAUGAGCAGGUGACCAUAGUCUUUGAUCACUUUAAGAUUAAGGCAGACAACAAUGCGAAUGCCACAGCGGGUGCCUAUGGCUCCGGUGCCUGUUUCGAGGACUGGCUGGAAAUGUACGUUGUCUACCGGGACAACAAUGAUCGCCUACUAGGCCGCUAUUGUGGUCUGACAGCCCCCGGACCCGUCGAAAGCCCACGUGGAGCGGUUGGUCUGCGCAUCACACUGCACACAGACCAGGAGAAUGUGGCGAGCGGCUUUAAGGCGCGUUACUUCUUCGAAUCAGCCAAGUCCGAUGUAGGCGACUGCGGUGGCAACUUCAGCAACGAAGACUCGGGCAUCAUCACAUCACCCAACUACCCUUCAGGCUACAAGGCACCAGGUCGUGGCAUGGCCUCGAUGGCCUGCAAUUGGGUGAUGACUGCGCGUCCAGGAUACAAGUUAUCCAUUAAUUUUGAGCAAUUCGCUUUAGAGGGUGAUCCGGCAAAUCGCGGCUGCCCAGCUGCUGUGCUGCGCCUAUGGGUAAACGUCGAUUCCGAUCAACCGCCAUUGGAGUUGUGUGGCGAGAAACCACCAAUCGAGCAAUGGCAUUAUAUAUCAACGGGUCAAACUGCUCGCAUCAGUUUCACCACCAGUGACAAGACCGUUGGUGCCCAGGGCUUCCGUAUAGUAUGGACUGAAAUACAAGACUCUGGUCCGGGACCUCCAUCCAUUGGACUGCUCUGCGAAUCAACGUACCACUUCCAGUGCGAGGUGGGCUACUGCAUUUCCGAUAAACUGCGCUGCGACGGCGUCAAGAACUGUGGCCCCGGCGACGAUAGUGACGAAUUGCACUGUAUCACGGAAGCGCCAGAGGAGGAUCACGACGUUCUAAUUAUAAUAACACUAUUCGUCGUCUCGUGCCUAAUCUGUCUCCUAUGCACACUUUGUCACUCCAGAAGAAAACGUAGAAACCAUGUGCGUCAAUUGGGCUUACAUCGAAAUGCACACUACGAUUCGCAAACAAGUGCAACAGCGGGUCUCAGUUCUAGUCGACGGCAUUUGCAGAGCGGAGGGCCCAGCAUUGCAGGGAGCCUGCAUGGCAUCAAUAGCGGUAACCUUAUCAUUCCUCCAGCGCCUUUGCCACCGACCAGCGUCCCACCACCACCCCACAUAUGCAUCGCCGGUGUCGACAUGGCGCAUGGUUUGAUGUCAAAUGGCGAGGACGAAGACGACGACGAACUGGAUCUGGACGAGGAUCAGCUGCCGGCGGACAUAUUUAUCAAUGAUGUGCAUUUCGACGAGGACAACAUCGACCAUGUGAAUCAAAUGGCAAACGUUUAACGAUGGCUUAGGGUUUUAAAGCAUUUUUACCGCAAAUUUAUGUUGUAAAGCGCAUUAGGUUGGCCAACUAACCGCCAAAUAGUGAAGUAUUUAACUAACAUACACACUAUUAAAAAAUACAAAACCAAAAGAACAAGAACAAAAAUUCAAAAGUUAACAAUACCUAAAAGACGAAAAAUAUGCAAAUGUGCGAAUUGAUUAAGACGUAAUAUUAUUAAAUGAAGCGCUAAUAAACGUAAAUGUAAAAGUACAGUAGGGCGUGAAACUUUGUAGUUGCGAUAAACAUGAGUAGCCGCGUUUCACAAAGUUUGACAAAACAUAAUAAUUACAAUUAAAUGAAAUUAUAUUAUACAUAUAGCAAAUACGUAUGGAAAGCGAUAGGAGAUAGGAGAACGAAAAUUGAGAUCGGACGGCAAAUAUGUAAAGCAUUUUCAAAGCUAAAUGAGAACGCAAAAUGUUGUUGAUUUUUAUAUUUGAUACGAGUAAUAUUUAGGUGAAGCAUAAAUUGAAUUAAUUAUACAAGAAAGCAAACACAUUCACACAAAGUAAACAAAUUUAAACAACAACAACAAUAAUAAUAAUAGUAAUGAUAAUUUAAACGAAUAAACGCAAGCAUCGUACGAACGAACGUAUGUACUCGCAUGUACACUAGAGGGCAUAAAACAAUAAAAUUAAACGUAUACAUACGCGCAUAAUUUUUAUUUACACAUUUUUUUACAAAGCAAAACAUACACGGGAAAGAGAGUUGAGGCCACUGUAUCUGCAUCGACAAAUGCUCAAGUGUAAAUUAUUUACAAAAUAAUAUUUUUAAUGAGUACACAAAUCAAACUUACAAACAUGCAUAAAUAAAACAAUUAGUGACUAUCAAAACUGUAUCUUCCAGCAAAGAGUUAAAUAAUGAAAAUAAUAAGCGGUAAAUUAAUGAAAGUUUAUAUAAAUAAAUUAAAAAAUAAAUGAAUUAAAUAAACUAAAGACAAUUGGCAGUUGGCGUGCGCCUCUAUUGAAAAUUUGAGAAAACCUAGAAUUUUUGUCUAUUUAAGCACGUUUUUAUAAACAUUUAGAGAGAAGAAAUAUUUAUAAAAAUGUACACGCUAAAAGUAAUGAGGAUAAUAAAUUAUACAAGCAUAAAAGAACCUAUCAAUAACAACAAAACUCAAAUAACAAAAAUGUUAAUACUUAUUGCAAUGUGCCAAGCGUAUUUUCAAUAUUCGAAAUCCAAUUUAUUUUCAACGCUCUCAUUAAUUGCUAUAAAUUAUGUUUUGCUUUCAUUAACCAAAGAUUAGAAGCCUAAAUUUUGAAAUCGGUGCAAUUCCAAAUAGGAAAUAAUUCUUGAAAUCUGUUUAGCACUUCUUGAAGAAAUGAAUAUAUUUUUCUUUUUAUUUUAAGUUUUUGCAACACGCAGCUGAAUUCCAAAAAAAAACUCUACCAGUUUGCAAAACUAAAUAAAGUAUACAUCUUCACAGGCAAACAAGUUAUAAAUGAUUUGUAUUUAAAAAAUUUGAGUCCAUAACUCAGUUUAGUUUUCAGCUGGAUAGUGUGUCUGUAAGAAUUCGAAUAACUAAUAAUGAGGCAUUUGAUAAACAUUUAAUGAAAAUAAAAAUUAUUGGUUUCAUAGCGCACGUACGUUUUGCAAUAGAAAAUAAAACAAAACAAAAUUAUAAAAAGUUGAAAUGAAGGUAGGUGUUUGAAAAUA
Molecule: messenger RNA, 6071 nt
Organism: Scaptodrosophila lebanonensis
Lineage: Eukaryota; Metazoa; Arthropoda; Insecta; Diptera; Drosophilidae
Product: tolloid-like protein 2
Exons: 17
Coding region: 578-4378 (1266 amino acids)
Cellular component (GO): plasma membrane
Molecular function (GO): protein binding
Source: RefSeq, a predicted model, not a curated record